AUGAUCAAAGCCAAAAAGAAAACAAAACAAAGACCACGUGCCCGGUCCAUCAACAUUAAAGGCGCUACCUGCGGCUUCGAUGCCCUGCUCCUCGUUGUCGUCACGUCUAUUGCCGGUUUCCUCUUUGGUUACGAUAUCGGGCAAAUCUCUGGCAUCUUGCUCUUUCAAAACUUCAACUACAACUUUUUGCUAGAUGGGUCCCUGGCAAUGUCUCUGAUCGUUUCUUUGAUGAGUGUCGGUUGUCUUGUGGGCUCUCUACUGGGUGCAUAUUCUGCGGAUUGGCUCGGCCGACGAAAAAGCAUUGCUCUCGGUGUACUCUUCUUCAUUGCAGGAGAUGUUGUUCAAAUCACUGCAGUGGACAGCUGGAUUCACGUCAGUUCGGGCAGGUUUAUCGCGGGCCUUGGUAUCGGCAAUCUUUCUGUUGGAGUUCCCAUGUUCCAAUCAGAGUGCGUUCCUCGCGAGAUUCGCGGAGCAGUUGUCACCUCCUAUCAACUACUCAUUACAAUUGGCAUACUGGUCGGCAACUUGGUAUGCUUCUUGAUGAGGACCCAUGAGGGUCAAGGGUUUGCAUGGCGUCUCGUCAUUAGUAUGGGUGCCGUCUUUUCGCUACCCCUUGGACUCGGCAUUCUCAUUGAAGGUGCCCGCCGAUCGCUGUCGCGGCUAAGGGGCAAGGCCCAUGAUCCUGCGAACGUCAUUGUUGAGAACGACAUGCAUGAAAUGCGAGAGGUUUUGGCGUUGGAACGCCAGAGCGGUACUGCGUCGUGGCGUGAGUGCUUCGCAUGGAGAGCCAAAGUCCCAAAGACUCUGUAUCGUACCUUGUUAGGCAUGGGCAUUCAUUUUUUGCAACAAUGGACGGGCAUUAAUUACUUCUUCUACUAUGGCCCAUCAAUCUUUAAGUCUGCCGGAAUCAAUGACCCUUUCAUGACCCAGCUGGUUCUUGGCGCCGUCAACGUUUGUACGACAUUUCUUGCCGUCUUGAUGGUCGAUUGGUGGGGCCGCCGACGCCCCCUUGUUUUGGGUGCAUUGUGGCAGGCCGCUUGUCUGUUGGUCUUUGCUUCCUGGGGUACUGUUUUGAAAGCCAACGAAGGUUUACCCGGACCGGGAAUCUUCAUGAUGAUAUCUGCUUGCAUGUUCAUUGCGUCUUUUGCAGCAACUUGGGGUCCCAUUGCUUGGCUGGUCAUGGGUGAAACGUUUGCCCUUCGGACACGCGCAAAACAAGCCUCGUUGACCACGGCCUCCAACUGGCUCGGUAACUUCAUGAUUGGGCUGCUCACUCCACCCGCUUCCAUGGGCCUAGAGUACAGGUUUGGAUUUGUUCUAGCCAGCGCCAACCUCAUCGCCGGAGCUCUGGUCUACUUCUUCCUGUACGAGUCGACGCUACUAAGCUUAGAAAGCGUGGAUAUCAUGUACAGCAUCCACGGUCUCUAUCCAUGGGAGAGCCGCAGUUGGGUUCCACCUGGAUACGUCACGCGCCGGGAACGAGACGAGGAGCAUUUCCGAAGAAUGAGCAUUUCUGCGGCAACUAAUAUUUCCAACGUCACUCAGGAAAUGGUGGACAUGGUGAACAACGACGUCGUUGCGAAGCCCAAAGCAGUCGACGUUUAA
Messenger RNA from Trichoderma atroviride IMI 206040, 1605 nucleotides. RefSeq lists its product as uncharacterized. Gene Ontology annotation, biological process: carbohydrate transport; transmembrane transport. Gene Ontology annotation, molecular function: carbohydrate:proton symporter activity. The record is from RefSeq and is a predicted model, not a curated record. Gene Ontology annotation, cellular component: plasma membrane. Lineage: Eukaryota; Fungi; Ascomycota; Sordariomycetes; Hypocreales; Hypocreaceae.